This is a messenger RNA of Dunckerocampus dactyliophorus (ringed pipefish), 1244 nucleotides long. It is a transcript of the gene rpp40, whose product is annotated as ribonuclease P/MRP 40 subunit. The transcript is spliced from 8 exons. Gene Ontology annotation, cellular component: ribonuclease MRP complex; multimeric ribonuclease P complex. Lineage: Eukaryota; Metazoa; Chordata; Actinopteri; Syngnathiformes; Syngnathidae. Gene Ontology annotation, molecular function: ribonuclease P activity; ribonuclease MRP activity. The record is from RefSeq and is a predicted model, not a curated record. Gene Ontology annotation, biological process: tRNA 5'-leader removal; tRNA 3'-end processing; endonucleolytic cleavage in ITS1 to separate SSU-rRNA from 5.8S rRNA and LSU-rRNA from tricistronic rRNA transcript (SSU-rRNA, 5.8S rRNA, LSU-rRNA). Bases 116 to 1126 code for a protein of 336 amino acids.
CAGAAUAAAAAUUCAUAAGAAGAAGCAAAAGCACGCUCGGCAUUACAGGAAAAAAUGUGGCGCUUCACUUCCGGCUGGGAUUGUUUAGUGUGUUUGUCAGCACGUCGCGGUUCCGAUGAGCACCGAUCUGGAGCGCAGCCCGCGUUCACUACUGGUCUGUGAAAGGUCCAGUUUGUUAGAUGAAAAGAACCGGCUUCGUGAGCAGGUUGAGCAGCAGCACUUUAACUGCAAGGUGACUGUGUUGCUGCCUGGAUGUGACUCCGCCCCCUCUGACCUGGACAUGGCAAUGAAGAGUUUCCAAAGUUUCUAUCUGAUCCGGAAGCUUCCACUCUAUGAACUGCUCGACCAGCACUUCCUGAAAACUGCUGUGUGCCAAGGAGUGUGUGGCCUGUCCUACAAGACUCGCAUUGAUGAAGACAAUUGUGUCUUCCUAAUGCCAAAUGGACGCCUCUGUCUCUCUCUGGAUAAAGACUCGUACGAGCUGUUGGGAGUUGAAGGGAAAGCUUGGAGAUCAAAGCUGACAAGAGUUAGCAGAUACGUCGUCAGUAUUGAUGUGACUCCUGGUGGGCGGGAUUACCAGCGUCUACUCACAGGUCUGACGUCACGACUUCUCUUACGGAUGGACUUCCUGUUGUCAAGUCAUUCAGGGGGCGGAGCUGCACUGCAGCCACUCCUCUCACGAUAUGAUUGGUCUGAGCACACACCAGAUGUCAGAAGUCACACUGUGACUCACCUGCCCUGUCCCGCCUUGAUGACCUCUGACCUGCAGUCUUAUGACCCAUUCAGCUUCCUGGAAUGGCUCGGCGCAGUGGCUGCCGACGUGAGCUGUGACAACACAUCUGACAGCUUCCUGUCCUCGUUGGCGUAUCCAGACAUGAUGAAUACAGCUGCUCAGAGCCUGAGCUUUUCUGUGAGUGGCCUGCUACUUCCACAUGACAUCUUGUCGCUCAUCCAAGAGCUCAGGCGUUACCUGGAGUGGCCCCGUUCAAUGUCCUGGGUGGCCAUGACUGUUCACGGCUUUGACAGUGUGUACGCACCUGGCGAACCCUUCUACACCCUACUUCUCUUCCAAGACCACACUUACUGCCUACACAUGGCCACUUCCACCCUGCGCUCCCACCAAUGAAAUAAAUGGUCUACUGACACUGAAGUUCUUGAGAUUUCAGUGCAAUUUUUAGUAAUCUCAUAACAUUUAUUAUCAAGUGACCUAUCAAGAUAAUUUAUUUUCAAUAAACAUAUUAUUU